Molecule: messenger RNA, 7307 nt
Organism: Strigops habroptila (Kakapo)
Lineage: Eukaryota; Metazoa; Chordata; Aves; Psittaciformes; Psittacidae
Gene: STEAP2
Product: STEAP2 metalloreductase
Exons: 4
Coding region: 2455-3924 (489 amino acids)
Biological process (GO): copper ion import
Cellular component (GO): endosome; plasma membrane
Molecular function (GO): cupric reductase (NADH) activity; ferric-chelate reductase (NADPH) activity
Source: RefSeq, a predicted model, not a curated record
ACCUUGCUUCCUGUCUUUUAUUGCAUUUAUGGAACCUUUACUUGUUGCCCUUCAUGUCAUUCACCAUUUAUAACUCAUUUCUGUACUGUUGCUGUUCUGAUUGUAUCCCUACAUGAUAGCACUGUCUCUUUAUACUGUUCCUUAGCCAUGCACAUACACACCUUCUAAUUUUUUCUAUUUUUUGUGUGACUUUUUUAGAUCAUUAAAGCUCUUCCAAUGCAGUUAAAACAAUCUUAUGCACUCUCUGUCCUCUAAAUUGUUACUGUGCAUUGAAUAUAGUCUCUUUCAGUAACUGCCAGCUCUUUGCUCCCUUCCAUCUCUUAAAUUACUUGCCGAAGUCAUGUCUGCCUAUUCCCUGAGGUUUUUUUAUGAAGUCUGUUGGUUUUAUUCUGUUCCUCACACUCUACUUUCCUUAGAAUAGGCAGUGAGAAACUUUGUCCGGUCACCAGAGCAAUUCCUCAUUUCCAAAUCCUUGAUGUCCACUCUCCUAAGGAUCCUUUGGACAAAAGCUGGAAGUAGACUGCAGUAUGGUUAAAUGGUACUGGUAGCCCAUUUCCUCAUGGUGGUUCUCUUUCUAUCCCAAAGUUUUGCAGCGCCUUCACAUCACAUGGCAUGAACUAAAGUGGGCCUCUGUAGUCAGGUGGUGAAAGCAUGUGUGUUCUGUCAUAUCUAGUUUAUGUGUAUCUCUUAUGUCAUCAAAAUACAGCUAUUCUCAUUAUGUUCCUGGAUGUGAACUCAUCAUGGUACAGGAAGUACUGGUAGUUUAGUCAUGUGUUAGAUACAUUUCAGGUCAUGUGGUAAGAAAGAAAUCAAUGUUUUUUCAGUGUAUGCAUGAAAAUCUGUGUGGUCUGCCUUUGCCAGAAAGAUUCACUGUUGGAGUCUUUUCUUGGAAUACUGGUUUUGCGGUCACUGUUGCUAUUGUUUUCCAUAUGCAGAAUGUCUGUCCAGUUUCAGUGAGUUCUUCCCUUCUAGUCAAAGCUGAAAUGAAAAGCAUCCAUUCUUCUAAGUAGCUUCCUCCGACUUCUGAAACAUGAAGCUACUUUGAAUUGUAGAAGGUUGUUCACCACACAUACUGUAUUCCUAGCUGAUGGCUGCAUAAAGUCCCCCAUUUGUGCUUAGUUAUCAUCACAUCAUCUUUUGCUGGUGUGAUGGUAACUAAUCCAUGGUCGCUCAGGAAAGGGUUCAUUCAGCUCCUCUUUUCCAUGUGGUCUGGAAUAGCUCCCAAGAGAGCAACCUCAUGGUUUCUCUUUUCUUCUCAGCCUGCCAUUCCUCACUGCUUUCUUCAUUUUCAGAACUCAUUCCUGUUCUACAGUGCAGAACCACUUAGGUCUUAACUGUGGUUUCAGGUGAAGACUUCCCUCCUGGGGAAUGUUUUGUUGGGUUUUUUAUGUCUGCUUCUCUUUGUUACAGCUAUACUGCAGUCCCGUAAACUCUUCUCUCCAAACCUAUAGCAGUAUUUCUUUUAACUUUCUGUGAGCCUUAGCAUCUGUUCUUCAAAGCCUCCCUUACUGCACUGAAUUUGAACCCUAAAACUCUCUCUUCCCUUUUAUUAUUGCAUGAAAUCUCUCUCUUCCUGCCGUUAGCUUUUCAUGGAAUGCUGUCCUAUGUGUUUGUCUCCAGGAUUUAUCUUCUCUACUUAGUCAGAAAAUUCUGUUAUGCGUAUUUUUGACCUCUAGCUUUGAAUCCUUUACCCUUGCACCCACAGUUAAUCCUUAUACAUCCAUGGCCAGACCUAGCAGUCUGACCUAGCAGUGUCAUUGAUGAUCUCGUGAAUAGGUCUUGACAAAUUUCAAGGCAAUUGAAACUGGCAAAUUGUCUUUGCCAAUGGAUGCUUGUGGGCAGCCCAUCUCCCAGGCUGACAGGUGAGUAUGUCAGAUGGAUAUCUGUCAUGGUGGUACCAUGACAUUUGCGGGUUUGAGACUUUUGCAUCCCUUCUGUCCUGGUCAAUAUAGGAUACCACAAUAAUACCCUGCAUAAGCUUUUAAUGGAGUUCAGCUUCCUUGAACUCAGUGUCCACAGGCUAGCUAUCUCUACCUUCUAAUAUUUUUAAUGAUUAUCCAGGACUCUUUACAUGUAUCUUAUUAUUCCAUUAACCAUUAGUUUCAGGAGCACAGGGUUAUCUUGUGGUCCAGUAUUCCGGGGCAGCGGAAGAUAGGGAAUAGAAGAUGGAAAAAAUAUCAUUUACUUCUGUAAGUGUAUUAUUGAAGUGCUUGAAGUAUUUUAUGUUUCUCCUUGUAUUAGUGACACAUUGUGAGACAAAAUUGAUUUGCAUGUACUUUAUUAAGGACAAAAUAUAACAUGAAACUUAGAACCACAGAUUUUGCUCACAGAGGUGUUUAUGGUUUCUGAUGUCUCAUAAAAUUGUAUGAUGCUAAAUUUUUCCUUCUGUUACUUGUUUUGUUUUGUUUUGUUUUUUCCCAGAAGAAGUCAUUGUAGGUGUGGUGUCUUGGAAAUAUGGAAUCAAUCUCUAUGAUGGGAAGUCCUAAAAACCUCAAUGAAACUUUUCUACCAAAUGUUGCCAAUGGCAUCAAGGAUGCCAGUAAGAUCACAAUAGGCAUCAUUGGAAGCGGAGACUUUGCUAAGUCAUUGACGAUUAGACUUAUCAGGUGCGGGUACCACAUAGUUGUAGGAAGCAGAAACCCUAAACUUGCUGCUGAGUUCUUUCCCCAUGUGGUUGAUGUCACUCACCAUGAAGAUGCAGUAGCAAAAACAAACAUCAUUUUUGUAGCCAUACACAGAGAACAUUACGCCUCUUUGUGGGACCUCAAACAUUUACUUGCUGGUAAAAUUCUGAUUGAUGUCAGCAAUAAUACAAGAGUAGACCAAUAUCCGGACUCCAAUGCAGAGUAUUUGGCAUCACUUUUCCCAGAUUCCCUGAUUGUCAAAGGAUUCAAUGUUGUUUCAGCUUGGUCACUGCAGUUAGGACCAAAGGAUGCCAGCAGACAGGUCUAUAUAUGCAGUAACAAUGUUCAGGCUCGCCAUCAAGUUAUUGAGCUUGCCCGCCAGCUCAGUUUUAUUCCUAUUGAUUUGGGGGCAUUGUCAUCUUCAAGAGAGAUUGAAAACUUACCUCUGCGACUGUUCACACUGUGGAAGGGGCCUGUAGUGAUUGCCAUUAGCCUGGCAACAUUUUUCUUCGUCUAUUCCUUCAUCAGAGAUGUAAUCCAUCCAUAUGUGAAAAAUCAGCAGAGUGACUUUUACAAGAUCCCCAUUGAGAUUGUGAACAAGACUCUACCAAUUGUUGCUAUCACUCUGCUUUCUCUAGUGUAUUUACCAGGACUUAUUGCAGCUGCUUAUCAGCUUUACUAUGGUACUAAGUACAGGCGAUUUCCACCUUGGCUGGACAACUGGCUCCAGUGUCGAAAGCAGCUCGGACUGCUCAGUUUUUUCUUUGCAACAGUGCAUGUGGCAUACAGCCUCUGCUUACCUAUGCGGAGAUCGGAGCGAUACUUGUUCCUCAAUAUGGCAUACCAACAGGUUCAUGCAAAUGUUGAAAAUUCUUGGAAUGAGGAAGAAGUGUGGCGAAUUGAAAUGUAUAUCUCCUUUGGAAUAAUGAGUCUUGGAUUGCUUUCUUUGCUGGCAGUAACUUCCAUCCCUUCAGUAAACAGUGCCUUAAACUGGAGGGAGUUCAGUUUCAUUCAGUCUACACUUGGAUACGUCGCUCUGCUCAUAAGUACUUUCCACGUACUGAUUUAUGGAUGGAAAAGAGCUUUUGAAGAAGAAUAUUACAGAUUUUAUACACCACCAAAUUUUGUUCUUGCCCUUGUUCUGCCUUCCAUUGUAAUUCUAGGUAAGAUCAUUUUACUUUUGCCUUGUGUAAGUAGAAAACUGAGGAGAAUUCGAAGAGGAUGGGAGAAAAGCCAUGUUAUAGAAGAAGCAAGUGGAUCUGCUCCACAUCUCUCCCCAGAAAGGAUAACUGUGAUGUGAUGAUAAAUCAGUAUCUGUUAGCACUGUUGAAGAUGUUUGGGUUUGGAGGUUUUUUGUCAUAAACUUGUACUUGUAGGAGUUGAGUUAAAGUAUGAGUAAAGUCACUGUGGACUUGCUUGGUGUACCGUACAAGCUCUCAACCAAACUAUGAGAUAUCUAUAACUACAAGACUACUACUUCAGAUAGCUAUAAAAGUAUUUUUGUUUCAAGUUACAGAGGACAGAUUAUUAUGAAAUCAGAAUUUUUAAUGUUCCUUUGCACAGUUCUAUCACAACAGUAUUUUAUUACGACCAUGCUUUCCAGAUAUUUGACUUAGAGUAUAUGUGUCAGAGUGCUGUUUAUUAACACCACAUUUUCCGGGCAGUAUUUAUUUUAUUAAAACCACACUGCUGGGUUAGUGAGUUCAGGAUAUAGACUAAUAGAGUUAAUAAUUUAGGAAAUAAUCAGGUUUUGAAACAAGUUAAAUUAAUUUGUAAUGAUGUAUUGCACAUGUACUGUAUUAUCUAUUUGUGUGUAGUUUUACGCCAUUCCACGAUUUGAAUAUGCAAAACCAGUUUCAAUGAUGGUGUAAUUGUACAUCUUAUAAGCAAAUAGUAUUGUACUAACAGGGUUGGUUUUUCCAAAGUAUUACAUAGGAUUUUAGACCUUUGGCAUCUAUUUAUUUCUAUACAUCAUAUAAUGAAAAUUCAAAAUAGUGCUAUAUAUGAAUAGAAAGACUUGCUGAUAUGUGUGCAACCAAUUAAUUUUUUUAUUUUAGAAUUAUUUCAAAAAUCUGGAAAUAUUUUAAAAUGUUAAAAAAAAGCUGAGAAAUCUGCAACAGUAAAAAUCCAUUUUCACUGUGAAACUUCCAAUACGUUGGUACAACAGGGAAGCAUCACAAUAUUCAUGUUCUAUAUGUUUUUACACUGCAGUUUCAGUUAUUAUAUAUGAAUUUCCCAGAGUCUGUCUUAAAUUCUUAAUAUCUUUUUGUGCAAAUCCAAUCUUCUAUUUUUAUAUAAAAGCCUUACUUUUACAAGUGUCUCUGGGAUAUGCCUGAAUUUUUGAGAAACAAAUUAUUAUUCUUAUAUUUAAAACUGAAUUUAUCUCUAAAACUCAUCAUUUGCAUUUCCUGUGAGAUUCAAAAGAACAUUCGCAAUUACUUAUUACUACUGCUUUGUCAGGUUCUACUCUCCUCUAACAAAAUAGCCAAACUCAACUAAUACUUUCAGGCUGCUUCUGCUCAAUUAGCAAAACCUCUAUUUCAGUGAAUCAGAAUGUGGAUUUGGUCCUAAUUUUUUUUACUUGUAUGAAAUUAUAUUUUUCUUAUCUAUAUUUGCACUGUCUAGGAUCUCUGACUUUCUUAGCUGAACCUUCACUUAUUAUUUAUUACUUUGCAAGAAUUUGUCAUCAAUAUGAUACAUCAGAAAUAUACAGUACUUAAGCUUGAAUUUAUCCUUAAAAAUCACUAGUCCUGUAAAUCUCACUGUCUCUGUAAUGAAACCAACAGCUCCCCAGAACAGGAAUAAUCUAAAAUCAGCUUUGCCUCUAGUUACACCAACCUAAAUCUAAAGAGAUCAUGCUGUUCUGAAUUCAAAAAAUCUACAAGAAUUUUAUUUUCAUUGUAGUAUUCGUAUUCCCCAAACUUACACGUUGAGUCUGUGUGUAUUCUGGGAUUGCUGCAAAUCAAGAGACAAGUGACAGUUACAACUUCUAACUUAUUUUGCCCGUAUGUAAAUACACUCCAAUACAGAAAGCUGUAAAUUUCCUGAAAGGCUUGCAGAAUUAUAUGUAACUGAAUUUCCUGGCCUGUUUCCUAUUCCAUUAUUGCAAAGGGAAACCACAUAUAGCUUAAGCAUUUGUGCUUCAAUUUUUAAAUAAGAUUAAUUUAAAAAAUCUCAGAAUACACAAAGUCAUGGAGAAUUGUAGUGGGAUAAAUACUAUGCUACAUUCUACCCCAGUCCUGUGCCCAAAACCUGAUUAAAAUCACUAGAAUGGGGUGGUAUAACUAAGAGCAGAAUUUCAUACUACUGAAUAAAUUUAGGGCACAAACCAUUGCUGUUGACAAUCUGAUGACAUUUCAAAAUUAAACAUGCUGUUUUGUAGUAACUCUACACUUCUGUAGAAUAGGCAAUGAACAUUCUGUUCCCUACAAUUACCUAAUUCAUUUGAUGCAGUAGUGAUAAUGUUGCAGAACUAAGAUAUGGUAGUAAUUAAAAAUUCCUGUCAAAGUUGUUAUAUAUUGUACUGUAAUGCAACCACUGACAGUAUAUACAAAAAUGUAUUGGCCCUCUAGUCUAUGCAAAAAGUUACUUCAUCAUUAAAUUUCUUCAUGAGUGUUUAAACUGUUAAAUUUUGAACUGCCAAAGGUGUCUGAAAAGAAUAAUUAUGUGUUGCUCCUUUUUUCAAACUGUGUGUGUAGAAAAUUAAAAAUAUGUUUUGAUUUUAUAAGUUACUUGAAAGGUUGAAAUAUUGAAGUAUUAAUAAAUAGAUGAUAUUUUUAGAUCAAAUAUAUAAAGACAUUUCAUGAAAUAUUUGUGCUAUGGUAAGACAUAGUUUCCUGCUAGGCCAUCUAUUUAUUUCUAACUGGAAUAACAAGUUGAUUGUGAUUUAAUAUUUUGUAGCCUAUAAGGACCAAUUCACUCUAACAAGACACUGUUAAGUCUGAAAGUAAAAUGACACUCAUGCAUUUACUAUACAUCAUGUAUCAUAUCAUGCAUAUGUUUAGUCACAUAAGGAAUCUUUAUUAAUUUCUAUAGAAGACCUCACAUUAAGACUUCUCAUUGGAAAAAGACCUGAGGCUUAAAGUUUAGUUUUGAUUGCCUAAAUAUAAACAACUAAAUUUAUCUACAUGUCUUAGUUACUUAGGAGAAUAAAUACAUAUUUUGAGGAAUAGCCUGCUAUUUUUGUGUAGCUUUGUAUAAGUUACUUACUGCCUAAUGAAAAAUGAAUAAUGAAAUAAACUUAUUUUCAUUACAGUUCAGUAAAAAAAAGUGUUUAGUAUGUAAUACAGAACUAUACAUCAUCUUAGAAAAUUGAGAUCUUUAUAUAUUUAGCAAUAGGUUAUUUUUCCUAUGGAUAUUAAGGUAUUCUUUCUUAACAUUGUCUAAAAUACAGUUCUGUUACAGGUUCCAUACAUGUGUUUAAUUUUAUCUUGCAAUUCUAUUAACUGUGGCAACUAUAUACAAGUUAAUUAAGUACCCAUGUUCUUGAAUUAUUUAGACAUUAAUUAUUUUGUAAUUGUUUUGCAAGUUCUUUGCCCAUCUAUUUUGUGGUAAUGGUUACUGUGAAUUGCUGCCACAUUUAGCUUUUUGUUCCAACAUCGUGCAUUAUAUGAUGUACCAACAUGAGAAAGUACAUUUGUAUUUUUAUUUGGCAUUACUUACCUAUAAAAUAGUGUGUCUGUA